Messenger RNA from Tachysurus fulvidraco (yellow catfish), 3567 nucleotides. It is a transcript of the gene swap70a, whose product is annotated as switching B cell complex subunit SWAP70a. The transcript is spliced from 12 exons. Bases 120 to 1886 code for a protein of 588 amino acids. Gene Ontology annotation, cellular component: cytoplasm; nucleus. The record is from RefSeq and is a predicted model, not a curated record. Lineage: Eukaryota; Metazoa; Chordata; Actinopteri; Siluriformes; Bagridae.
CACACACACACACACACACACACACACACACACACACACACACACACUGUUCACCAGGCAGUGAUUAUUGUGUGGAUGCGCGAUCUGGUAGCUGUUUGUGAACGUCGCUCGGAGCUAAAAUGGUCCAAAGAGAUGAAAUAUUAAAGCCCAUAUGGCACGCGUUCAGCGCACUGGAUGUGGACCGGAGAGGAAAAGUGUCAAAGUCUCAGCUGAAGGUUCUGUCAUACAACCUGCACACAGUGCUGAAGAUUCCACAUCAAAACUCGGAGCUGGAGGAACAUUUCAAGGACAACGAUGAGGGGCCGGUGUCCACCCAAGGCUACAUGCCCUAUCUGAACACCUUCAUCCUUGACAGGAUCCAGGGCCCGUUUGAUUUCAUGGAGCUGAAUAAAAUGUGCUGGACACUAUGCGCACCUAAGAACAUCACCACCAGCCGUUUGCUCAUCUCUGACGACGAUGCUUUGAAAGUCUGGUGUAUUUUCAACUUCCUGUCUGAAGACCAAUAUCCUCUUGUGAUUGUAACAGAAGAGAUCGAGUAUUUCCUGCGGAAGCUGAUGGAGGCCGUGAGUGGGAACUGGAAUGAGGGCCAUUUUGCGGACUAUAAGGCCCAGCUAAGUUUGAAGAAGAAUUGUCUGAGCGCGUGGGAGUUGAUCGAGCUGGUGGGUAUGGGCUACUUCACCAAGGGCAUGGACCGCCAGACCACCAGUAUAGGCAUCUCAGAAGUCUUCCAGGAGCUCAUUCUGGAUGUCCUCAAACAGGGCUACAUGUCAAAAAAAGGUCACAAAAGAAAAAACUGGACCGAGCGCUGGUUCGAGCUGCAUCUCAAUUCAAUCUCGUACUACGUGAGUGAAGACUGUUCUGAGAAGAAAGGCUCCAUUUCACUUGACCGACACUGCUGUGUGGAGACUUUACCAGAUAAAGAAGGAAAAAGAAACCUCUUUAUUGUCAAAUGUCCAGACAAAAGCCUCGAGAUCAGUGCCUCGGACAAAAAGAAACGGCAGGAAUGGAUCCAGGCCAUUCAGGACUGCAUUACCCGGCUGAGGCAGGGCCUGUCUGCACCCCACCGUGAGGCUCGACAGCAUCGCCGGGAACUGCGCAGCCGUCUGCAGACAAGCCAAGCGUUACUGGAAGGACAGAUGAAGGAGCUACAGCUGGCGAAUGAGAAGAAGCAGAGAGAGCUAGAAGCCAUGAGGAAGAAUCUGGACGAGGCAGCAGCGAGGGCUGUGAUGGAGGAGCAAAGACGAAUUCGAACUCAAAUGGAUCUACAGAACCACUAUAGAAUGGACCUGGAGAAAGAAAAAAUGGUGCGGCAGCAGAUGGAAGAGCAGGUCGAUCAGAUGUCCAGUGAGCUCAAGUUGUACCUGCAGCGUGUCCAGGAGCUAGAGGACAUGUAUCGUCGUCUGGAGGAGGCGCUAGAGGACGAGAGACAGAUGAGACUAGAUGAGGAGAAUCUGCGCAAACUACAGGGCAGGUUGCUGGAUGAGGAGGUGAGGAAGCGUGCCGAGCUGGAGCAAAUUCACCUGCAGCAGAAGCAAGCCAUCAGUCAGACGAAGCAGGAGAAAGAGCAGCUGGAGCAGCAGAAAUCGGAGCAGGACCGGAUCCUGCAGGUGGCCAUGCAGCAACUGGAGAGUCUCGAACAGCAGAGACAGGGGGCGCUAGAGGAGUAUGAGGCUGUGAAAAGGAAACUUGAGCAGGCGGCGAACAAAACGAAGAGCUGGAAGGAUAAAGUGGCACAGCAUGAAGGGCUAAUUCGCCUCAUCCAGCCAGGGAAUAAAGGUCCUCAGAAAAUGACCAACUGGGGUGCGGCCGCGUUUACGGACAAAGAACUGGAAAUGAGAGAGAAGAUUUGGCAAGAAAAAAAGAACAAACCAGACAAUGCUGUAUAAUCUAUAUUACAUCAUUUUUAAUGCACAUGUACAAAUGCCUCUAGACUGAUUUCUCUGUUCCUGAGAUGGUUGUACUUUUUUCUUUUUUUUUGUAAUUUUUUUUUAAUUUAAUUUAAUUUCCAUUAUAAUAAUUUUACAUUACAAGUACAAACAAAAAACAAAACAAAAAGCUCCAAGGAAAAGGGAACACCAAAAUCUCAGAGUUGUAUAUCGAACAGGACGACGCCAUAAUAGGCCAUAAUAGGGAUCGAGAAAACAUCGAGAAUAAAGAAGAGAACAAAGAAAUUAAAUGUUCAAAAAGUUAUGUAGCUUUGGUGAACCUUAUGAUUAUACAGUAACAGAGUGAAGAUGAGGUUCCAGAUAGAUCUGGAAUGGAGUCACUAAUCCAAUUAAGAAAUAGGAUAGAAUAUUAUAUUAUUUCUUAUUAGCAGAUAAAACAAUACAUUCAUGAGAUAUACAGUAGCACCAAUGAGACUGGGUCAAAAUCCAACUUCAUAUUAAUGAUCUUUUCCAUUUCCCCAGCACUGAAAACCAAUACCGUUUGGCUGCAAUGCCGCAGUCUGUCACAUAACCGUAGACAAUGUGUUAGAUUACCUACUUUAUUUUUACAUUUUAAACACAGGCGACAGAGAGGAGAUAAGAAAUGCUUUCAGUUAAGAUUAAUAUGGGGUCUAUGUAUGACUUUACAUUGUAUUUCUCUUCUGAGUUGAUUUUAUGGUUCUGUGUUCGAAGAGACUGAACACAGAACUCAAAGACAUUUUUACUGAUGAUAAAAACAAUUCCUAAAAAGUGUGAGGAAAUAAAAAAAAAUCCUGUUGAUUUAACUCUAUUAAUGAAAUUAAUCUGUUAGUUGUAAACAUAUCCCCAAGCCUACAAUUUCUAAAUUACACCACUGUUUAAAACCGUGGUCCUAAGGUCCUGGGAUAAAGUCAGGAUUGUUUAAUACUGGGGUAAAAAAAAGAAGUCAGAAGUCAUUUAGAUCUAACCUCAAGCCUACAGACCGAUCGCCAUACUUUAACCGGAUUUUAAAAAAAGGAAAUUAAGGAAAUCGUGAAAAAGAAGAUUCAAUGUUUAGACAUUAGUGUGAAUUCAAGAAGAAUCAUUCGUGACCCUUUCUGCAAUAUAUCUCAGGUGAUAACUUAUGUGAUACAGUUUAAUAUUCAGAAAAUCCAACCCUCCCUCAGAACUUGGCAGAUAAAGUACUGACAUUUUUAUCCUAGUUUUACAUUUACUCCAUUAUAAAGGAACUCAACCAGUGAUCCGGACCAAUUAGUGUCUUCUUUAAUAGUCUGGGUAACAUAAUCAACAAGUGCUCUCUGCACCAGCCGAGACACCGACAUGGAUCUCCACCACUCUUAGUGUAAACAUACUAAGCAAUGGGUCUAUUAACAGCUCUUAAAACUUCAUGAGGAACUCUCUGCAUAACUCAGCUGGCUGUGAUGACUUAUCGUUCUUUCGAGCAUUAGUAGCAUGACCAACCUCCUGUCUAGUAACAAGGCCAUAGAGAUUCCUUUUGUGUAACUGAAAUUCUUGAAAAAAAAGUCAGCCAUUUGUUUGUCACCUGUUAACUUAGAAGAAUAUAGAUUCAUAUAAAAACGCUCUAAAUAAAUUAUUAAUAUUCUUAUCAUGGAAAAUGUUAUCAUCUGAGUCAACAUUAAUAUCAAUAAACUGAGAUGCUGCA